AGGGACCCUCGCAUGAGCCAGGAGUGUUAGGCGGCGUGGAGUGUCACCAUGUCUGCUCAAAAGGAAGGAAGCCGGAAUCCCCCCAAGACGAAGGGCAAGCUCAGCAGCUUCUUCGGGUCCCUGCCUGGCUUCAGUUCUGCACGGAACCUAGUGGCCAAUGCCUACAACUCGGCGAAAGAGGCCCAGCCAGUGCCCGCCCCUGAGGCCGCCCAGCCCCGGGCUCAGGUAGCCAGCGGCUGGGAGCAGACAGCCAGCGAGUCGGAGAAGCCGCCGCCUUCCGACAAGAUGGCUUCGGGGACGAAGGACCUGCUGUGCCCCACGGCGACCACAACCGGGAACAGCUUCUCCUUUGGGGUGGCCAAUGUGAUGGACGCAGCUAAAGGCAUGGUUCAAGGUGGGCUGGGCGUGACCCAGUCAGUGCUGGCCGGCACCAAGGAGAUGGUGACCAGCGGGGUCACGGGUGCAGUGGGCGUGGCCACAGGAGCUGUUCAGACCAGUAUGGACACCACCAGGAAUGUCCUGGCUGGCACCAAGGACUCCGUGUGCAGUGGGGUGACCGGCGCCGUGAACGUGGCCAAAGGGGCCGUCCAGGGGGGCCUGGACACCACCAAGACUGUGGUCACGGGCACCAAGGACACGGUGUGCAGUGGGGUGACCGGUGCCNUGAACGUGGCCAAAGGGGCCGUCCAGGGGGGCCUGGACACCUCAAAGGCUGUUGUUAUAGGCACUAAAGAUGUUGUGUCCACUGGGCUCACUGGGGCAAUGAACAUGGCCAAGGGCAGUGUCCAGGCUGGCAUGGACACCACCAAGACCAUCCUGACCAACACCAAAGGCACAGUGUCCACUGGGCUCUCCAGUGCUGUGGGCAUGGCCAAAGGCGCCAUGCAGACAGGACUGGACACCACCCAGGAGAUUGCGACAGGCACCAAGGACACUGUCUGCAGUGGGCUGACGAGCACCGUGAAUGCGGCCAAGGGGGCCGUGGAGGGCGCCCUGGACACCACCAAGACUGUCCUGACAGGCACCAAAGAUGCUAUGGCCACAGGGUUCCCCGGGGCAGGGAACAUGGCCGAAAGGGCUGCCCAAACUGGCCUGGAUACCACCCAGAAUUGGCUGCCAACCUCCCAGGACUCGGUGCCGGGUGCCCAUGCCAGUUACAGGGCCCCAGUGGGGGGAGGGCAUCAGACCCAGCUGCUCCCUUGCAGUGCCCCUUCCUCUGGGGUCUCUGAUCCCUCAGACAUACCAUGCGCAGGCCUGGACCCUGCUGGGGAAGCAAUGGAGGGCGGUAAGGGCCUGGCCCCUCCUGUGGGGGCAUCCCCGCAAGGAGCCUUGCUGGGCAGAGACGAGGUGGGGCAUAUGGCCACCACUGGCGGCCACGCGGGAGCCGUGAGCUCUGCUACCCUCCGGGGUGAGUUGGAAGAAGUGGGGGAAAUCUUCCACCCCAUGACGGUCCAGGAGCAAGCCCGGCUGGCGGCCUCCGAGCCUGGACCCAGGGUGUUCUCAGCCGACCAGGGCAGCUACUUCGUGCGACUGGGUGACCUGGCGCCCAGCUUCCGUCAGCGGGCUUUUGAGCACGCCCUGAGUCACCUGCAGCACGGACAGUUCCAGGCCAGGGCCACGCUAGCCCAGCUUGAAGACUCCUUCCAGCAGAUUGAAAAGGCCAAGCAGGCCCCAGAGGCGCAGAGGUGGUCAGACCAGGGCUCCGGCCGCCGAGUGGAGGAAGCUGGUCCCCGAGAGGUGCCAGGCGCCGGGGCGCUGUCCAGGGCCUGCAGCCUCAUCCAGCAGCUCCACGUGGCCUACAGCACGCUGGCCUGCGGCCUCCAGGGCCUCCCGGCAGAGCUCCAGCAGCAGGUGGGGCAGGCCCGGCGCAGCCUCUGCGAGCUCUACGGCGUCGUGUCCUCCGCCGGCUCUGCCACCGAGCUGCCGGCGGAGCGCCUGGCCCAGAGCCGCAGGAGCAUGGGCCAGGCGUGGCAGGGGCUGGAGGAGGCGCUGGGCAGGCUGCAGCACGGCCCGCCGCUCAGCUGGCUGGUGGGGCCCUUCACGCCGCACCCUGGGGAGCAGCAGCUGUAGGGCUGCCCCCCAGGAAACGUCUCCCCGGCCAGCCCCGACGCCGCUGAGUCCCCAAAGCUCGGACCUCCAGGCGGGGCAUGGAGAACUCCGAGGGAAGUCACGCCACGCACAACCGCACUCAGGCACCGGCGCCUCCUUCUGAGCCUCGGCCAACAGCCGGCCAGAGAAGCAGUCAGGGAAGGUGGAAGGUGGAGCCCUUUCAUCUUUCGGGGGCUGUUCCGGCCCGCGUCUGCUAGCAGAACGAGCGGGCCUACCCCCACCCUGGCCCCGACCGCGCACGGCCGGCCCCCAGCAGCCGCGGAGUCCGAGUGCCGCGGCCUGGAGCACCAGAGGCCCAAGGCACACCUGGCUUCACCGCGCUCUGCGGACACUGCCAUCACGAGCCGGGUUUGUGUCAGCUGCAGCUAACAACUGACCAGUGCGAAACAUUUCUCUCAGCGUGCUCAUUCCUACGUGUAAUUAAGGUGUGUGCACUGUUAUUUUUAGAAAAAUGCUAUUACACGCUUACCAGACCAGUCUAGUGUCACUCAUUCGCACAUCCUGGGAAACCCAAGUAUUCGUGUCACGUACCUACGGCAACAGUCGCUACCUGUGGCGGUCAGCGCCCACGCUCUCGGGGCGAGCCUGUGGGGUGCCAAGGUUUCUGAGGUAAAGUCACCAGCAGCUGCAGCACCGCUGACAGCCUGGGCUCUGGCUGGCCUGGCUUGAGGACUGAAGAUGGGCCGGCGGCAGGUCUACCCACACGCCCCUCCUGGCCCUGUCCACUGCACCCUGGCCUUCACCUGGCACGGUCGGUUCAAAGGCUUCCAGACUUGACGUCCUAAAAGCGCUGGAGCCCCCGGGCUGCCCAUGAAAGCAAGAAAGGGCCUGACCACAGGCCAUAGCUAGAUGUGAGCCC
Messenger RNA from Condylura cristata (star-nosed mole), 2968 nucleotides. It is a transcript of the gene PLIN4, whose product is annotated as perilipin 4. The coding region runs from base 49 to 2070 and encodes 673 amino acids. The transcript is spliced from 9 exons. The record is from RefSeq and is a predicted model, not a curated record. NCBI's taxonomy places the organism in Eukaryota, Metazoa, Chordata, Mammalia, Eulipotyphla, Talpidae. Gene Ontology annotation, cellular component: plasma membrane.